GCGGCAGACAAUGUCUUGCAGUUCACAGCAGUAACCGCUUCGGGCACCCUUUUGACGGUGAAUAAGCACUCGAACCCAGACCUAUUCCUUGCCCUCCGGGGAGGGGGUGGCGGGACAUUCGCCAUUGUCCUGAGCGCAACAUUGAAAACCUAUCCUACCCCGCAGACAACCCGCCAUACAAUCCUCAUGGUAUCUCCCGCAUCCCCGGGGCCUCACGAAGCCUUCUGGGACGCGGUAGCUUACAUCCACGGCCACCUCCCACGACUCGCGGACGAGGGGAUGACAGGGUACUUCGUCGUGAUGCCCCUAAACGGGAGCUUGGUAUUCUCCUGGAGCUUCUACCUCUACGAGCGCCCCCCCGGAACCGCCACAGCACUAUUCUCCCCGAUAGAAUCGCACCUAAAAGCCACCUACCCAAGCCUAGGCAUCUCAACCACUGAGACGCAAUACGCCACCUGGCUAGAAGCCUACAGACCCAAUAUAUACCCCGAACCCGUCGGCCACAACUCCCUCAUGGCAUCUCGCCUCCUCCCACGCACCGUGCUAGAAAACAAUUUUGAAAACAUUCGCUCCACGCUCGUCACCGUGUUUCCGAAAGUCGGCCUGGGGGGCGUGGUCGGUCAGCUGGUUGCUGCGGGUCAGGUUUCGCGCAACAGACAUCUGCACACGGCCGUGCACCCGGCCUGGCGGAGUGCGUAUUUGAAUUUGGUGAUCGGGGUUACGUGGCUGGAUGAUACCCCGCUUUCUGCCGUGCUGGAUAUUCGCAAGUUUAAUACUGAAGUUUCGGUGGGGGGGUUGGAGAAGCUGGCUCUUGCUGGUGGUGGUGAGGAUGGAGUUGGAGCCUACGUCAAUGAGGCUGACGCAUAUACCAAAAAGGAGGACGCCGGGAGGGUGUUUUGGGGGGCAAAGUAUGCCGAGCUGAAGAUGCUUAAGGAACGAUGGGACCCUGAGGGGGUAUUUUGGUGUAGGUUGUGUGUUGGGAAUGAAGGGUGGGUAGUGGAGGAGGGGAGUGGGAGAUUGUGUCAAGCUUAG
Molecule: messenger RNA, 1032 nt
Organism: Tuber melanosporum (Perigord truffle)
Lineage: Eukaryota; Fungi; Ascomycota; Pezizomycetes; Pezizales; Tuberaceae
Exons: 1
Coding region: 187-1032 (281 amino acids)
Molecular function (GO): flavin adenine dinucleotide binding; oxidoreductase activity
Source: RefSeq, a predicted model, not a curated record